AUGGGGCGGUCCCGAUCCACCCCUCUGUCAUUAACAUUGGCACAUUGGGCAAAAGUAAAAGCACGAGGGCAAAACCUGUCUCUUAUUAUCAAGAAGGGGGAUUGGCAAAAUUAUUGCGAAAGUGAAUGGCCAACCUUUAAAGUAGGAUGGCCGCGGUCAGGUACCUUUGACAUCCAUACCAUACGGGCAGUCCGAAUGACUAUUUUCGCCUCAAUAGGAGGCCAUCCUGACCAAGAACCGUAUAUCACAGUAUGGGAAGACUUGGUGAUAUAUCCGCCGGACUGGGUCCGACCAUUUCUUCCAAAUGAUGAAAUAAGAGUCCUAGCCCCAUCCUACCCAUACUAUAGACGGGGCGUACCUGUGACAACCAGGACUCUGGCUCUCACAGGAGUAGAAGAAGGGGUGACCAAUAAUGGAGGAGAUUAUGAAAAAUUGAAAGAACCAAGCCCUAAGACCAAGGUAUAUCCAGAGGUCGAAGGACCUCCUGAAUGGACUCCACCUGUAUCCACAUCUAUACCCACCGCCCCCCCAACUGGACCCCGGUCCCCAGACGAGGGAAUACCUGUGCCGUAUAACCCGGGGGGUUGGGAAGAAGGACCCUAUACCGGUACCAGGAGUAAACGGGGGAUAACGCCUGAGGGACCAGACUCCACUGUAGCCUUACCACUCCGGGCGGUGGGGCCAGCCCCCACAGAGCCAGAUGAAUUACAACCAUUACAGUACUGGCCCUUUUCGUCCUCCGAUUUGUACAACUGGAAAGCAAAUAACCCUUCUUUUUCUGAGAACUCUGCUGCCCUCAUAGGACUAGUCGAAUCCCUGAUGUACUCCCAUCAGCCCACAUGGGACGACUGCCAGCAGUUACUUCAAACACUUUUCACCACAGAGGAGCGAGAACGAAUCUUCUCGGAGGCACGAAAAACCCUACAGGAAGGCCAACCAGGCCAACCCCCUCGAACAGGAAUGGAAGUGGAAGCGUUGUUCCCAGUAGCGCGACCGCAAUGGGACUAUAAUACAGCAGCAGGUAGGGAACGACUGUCCAUAUACCGCCGGGCUCUGGUAGCAGGACUAAGAGGGGCAGCCAGGAAACCUACCAAUCUGGCAAAGGUGAGAAAAAUUAUGCAGGGGCCUAAUGAACCACCCUCGGUGUUCCUAGAACGUAUCAUGGAGGCCUAUCGUAUUUAUACCCCGUUUGAUCCUGAAUCUAGGGGACAGCGGGCCUCCGUUAUCAUGUCCUUCAUCGGACAAGCUGCACCAGACAUAAAACGAAAACUGCAGCAUAUCGAGGGAUUGCAGGAUUACACCCUGCAAGAUAUUGUUAAAGAGGCUGAGAAAGUGUUCCAUAAAAGGGAAACCGAGGAAGAAAAGUGGGAGAGGGAAAAGAAUGAGAGAGAGAAGGAAGAAAUACGGAGACAAAAGAGACAGGAUAAGAAUUUAACAAGAAUACUUACUACAGUAAUGGCCGAAGGGAAACGCCAAGGGGAAAGACAGGCGAAAGGAGGAAGGGACCUGGGCGACAAUGGCAGGAAUAAGGGACCCAGAAGACUGGGAAAAGAUCAAUGUGCGUUCUGCAAGGAACAUGGGCAUUGGGCCCGUGAAUGCCCCAAGAAAAAGGGAAAGAGAGUGCUAACCCUGGAGGAAGAUGAAGAUUAAUGGGGUCAGGGCCCGGAACCCCUCCCCGAGCCUAGGAUAACGUUAAAUGUGGAGGGGACCCCAGUAAAUUUUUUGAUUGAUACUGGGGCAGAAUAUUCCGUACUGAAAACCUCAUUAGGGACUGUAACUAACAAACAGACCAUGGUAAUUGGAGCAACAGGUCGAAAAGAAUACCGCUGGACCACUAAUCGAACUAUUGACUUGGGAACUAACCAAGUAUCCCAUUCUUUUUUGUUAAUACCCGAGUGCCCUACCCCCCUCCUCGGACGAGACCUGUUAACAAAAAUGAAGGCUCAGAUAAGCUUUACUUCUGCUGGCCCUGAGAUCGCCCUUGCAGGCAGAAAGCCAAAAACAUGCGUAUUGUCUCUGCACUUGGGGGAGGAAUAUAGAUUAUACCAAAACGCCAAGGAGAACCUGGAUAACCUUGAAAAGUGGCUCAAGCAGUAUCCGAAGGCAUGGGCCGAAACUAGGGGCAUGGGGGAAGCGGUGAACAUCCCUCCCAUAGUGAUCGAGCUGCAAUCAAGUGCCACCCCAAUAAGCGUAAAACAAUACCCAUUGUCAAAAGAGGCAGUAGCAGGGAUACGACCUCACAUCGACAAGCUUGUACAACAAGGGAUUCUUGUGCCUUGUAAAUCUCCCUGGAACACACCACUCCUGCCGGUAAAGAAACCUGGGACUGGGGAUUAUCGGCCAGUACAGGACUUGCGGGAAGUCAACAAAAGAGUCCUUACCUUACAUCCUACGGUACCCAACCCAUAUAAUCUCUUAAGCUCUCUUCCCCCAGAUCGUACCUGGUAUACAGUCCUUGACCUAAAGGAUGCAUUUUUCUGCUUGCGACUGCAUCCAGUGAGCCAGUUGAUUUUCGCUUUCGAGUGGAGAGAUCCUGAAAGUGGGAGAGUGGGUCAACUCACGUGGACAAGAUUACCACAAGGAUUUAAGAAUUCUCCUACCUUGUUUGAUGAAGCCCUCCACAGGGACCUGGCAAUUUUCUGGGCACAGAACCCACAGGUAACUUUACUCCAAUAUGUAGAUGACCUCCUACUCGUGGCGUCCACCAAAGAGAGCUGCCUGGUGGGAACUCGCAGACUACUGGUUGAACUUGGAAGGUUGGGGUACCGUGUCUCAGCAAAGAAGGCACAAAUCUGCCGGAAAGAGGUAACCUAUCUGGGAUAUGCUCUAAAGGAUGGAAAAAGGUGGCUGACGGAAGCCCGAAAGAAGGCCAUCUUGCAGAUCCCCACCCCGUCAACCUCUCGACAGGUGCGUGAGUUCCUGGGAACGGCGGGGUUCUGUCGCCUUUGGAUACUUGGGUUUGCUAGCUUGGCUGAACCACUAUAUCCACUCACCAAAAACAAAGGAGAAUUCGUAUGGGGAAAAGAGCAGGAAGAGGCCUUCACCAACAUAAAGAAGGCGCUGUUAAGUUCCCCUGCUCUGGCGUUACCUGACCUCACCAAACCAUUUACUCUGUUCGUGGAUGAGCGAAAGGGAGUGGCCCGGGGUGUAUUAACACAGAGACUCGGACCCUGGAAGCGGCCAGUGGCAUACUUGUCAAAGAAAUUAGACCCCGUGGCCAGUGGAUGGCCUGCCUGCCUUAAAACAGUGGCUGCCACCGCAGUCUUGGUAAAAGACUCUGAUAAACUUACUUUUGGACAACCAAUUACAAUCAUUGCAGCCCACUCCCUGGAAAGCAUUAUUCGGCAACCUCCUGACCGGUGGUUAACAAAUGCCAGGAUGACUUACUAUCAGAGUCUGUUACUAACUGAACGUAUUAAGUUUGCCCCUCCAGCCAUCCUGAACCCAGUCACACUGAUGCCUGAAGCAAGAGAGAGUGACCAGCCUCUCCAUGAAUGCCAAGAGGUUCUAGUCGAAGAAGUGGGUAUUCGCGCAGACCUAACUGACCAGCCUAUGGAAGGAACCCCCUCGUGGUUCACCGAUGGGAGCAGCUACCUGUUGGAAGGAAAGCGAAAGGCUGGCGCAGCCGUAGUGGACGGGAAACGGGUCGUGUGGGCUAGCUCGUUGCCAGAGGGGACCUCUGCCCAAAAAGCCGAACUAGUAGCCCUCAUACAGGCCCUGAGGUUGGCUGAAGGAAAAGUGAUUAACAUAUUUACCGAUAGCAGAUACGCCUUCGCAACUGCUCACGUCCAUGGGGCAAUAUACAGACAGAGGGGGCUCUUGACAUCGGCGGGGAAGGAAAUUAAGAACAAAGAGGAAAUUUUAAAUCUCCUAGAAGCCGUACAUCUCCCCAAAAAGGUGGCCAUCAUACAUUGCCCAGGGCAUCAAAAAGGAGAUGACUGGGUUGCAAGAGGGAAUCGAAUGGCAGACACAACUGCCAAAGAGGCCGCACUAGAGGCCAUGAUACUCCCAGUAAAACUUGACGACAAACAGGCAGGGGAAGAAAAGGAAGAAACAAACCUGUCCGCUGAGGAAGGGAAAGCUUACAUCGAUAAAAUGCACCGACUUACGCAUUUGGGGACUGAAAAACUUAUCACACUAGCAAAAAAAUCACGCUACAAGGUCCCGGACCUACGGAAAACCGUGGAACGCAUCGUACAAAAUUGCGAGGCAUGUGCCUUUACAAAUGCAGGACAUACUAAAGGAACCCAAGGAAAGAGACUGAGAGGAGAUCGACCAGGAGCAUAUUGGGAAGUAGACUUUACGGAAGUAAAGCCUGCCCGGUACGGUAACAAAUAUUUGUUAGUGUUUGUAGAUACCUUCUCUGGAUGGGUCGAAGCAUACCCUACAAGGAACGAAACAGCACUAGUAGUCGCAAAAAAGAUCCUGGAAGAGAUUUUUCCCCGGUUCGGUAUUCCCAAGGUAAUCGGGUCAGACAAUGGACCUGCCUUUGUCGCCCAGGUAAGUCAGGGAGUAGCCAGACAAUUGGGGAUUAACUGGAAGCUCCAUUGUGCAUACCACCCUCAAAGUUCAGGACAGGUAGAAAGGAUGAAUAGGACCUUGAAAGAAACUUUAACUAAAUUAGUAGCGGAGACCGGCGGGAGGGAUUGGACAGUCUUUCUCUCCCUCGCUCUGUUUAGGGUUCGAAACACCCCAGGACCCACGGGGCUCACCCCUUAUGAAAUCUUGUAUGGGAGUCCCCCUCCUCUGACAGAAAUAGUGGGGACUGAUGAACCUGUUGUGCCCUCUCUUACUCUUGCAGCACGCCUAAAAGCAUUGGAAGUAGUUAGAAAAGAAGUUUGGGAACAGUUGAAGAACCUCUACGACCCGGGCGAGGUGUCGAUGCCCCAUUCGUUCCAGGUCGGAGACAAAGUUCUGAUUAGACGACACCGAUCAGAGACGCUCGAACCUCGGUGGAAGGGACCGUAUGUGGUAUUGUUAACAACUCCCACCGCUGUAAAAGUCGAUGGGAUUACUGCGUGGGUACAUUCAGCGCAUGUAAAAAGGGCACCUGGAGAUAUACAAAAGGAUGAUUGGGUGGUGGAAAAGACUGAUAAUCCUCUUAAGCUUCGUGUGUUUCGGAAACCAAACCGAAACACCUAGGGAAAAUCUGUUGGUGGGACUAAUCCGAGAUUUCGGGAAGGCCCAAAAUGCGACCAGUAUCACUGCUUGUUUACCAUUACCACAAGCAGCUGGGGAGCCUAUUCCGUGGGGUAUAAUCCCGGCGGGACCA
Molecule: messenger RNA, 5272 nt
Organism: Colius striatus (speckled mousebird)
Lineage: Eukaryota; Metazoa; Chordata; Aves; Coliiformes; Coliidae
Exons: 1
Biological process (GO): DNA integration; proteolysis; virion assembly
Molecular function (GO): zinc ion binding; aspartic-type endopeptidase activity; RNA-DNA hybrid ribonuclease activity
Source: RefSeq, a predicted model, not a curated record